AUGGCAGCAAGCAUGAUCAUCGUUGGCAUAACACAGAGGAGUACCGAGUUGACCAUAGUACUGAGGGUAUGCGCUGAUCAGACGGACGGAGAGCGGAGAGAGCAGACGAAUAAUUCCGCACACCAGCAGCCGUUUGACAGUUUCCACGCAGGGUAUUUACGGAUAGAUGAGGACCACUUGUACCGGACAGGUGUCCGUGGAUGUAAGAAAUACGUCCUCUACUGCAUAGUGGCAUUCCUCUUCAUCGCCACGCUGGGAAACUUAAUCCUUACAGUAUGUGUGAUAGGAUCUUUCAGGAUAAGUUACGAAGGCGCAGAAGCCUUUGAAUUUGUCCCACCAGGCAUACUGUGGCGGGUUUUUUAUGAUGUUGACACCAAGUCUGUGGCCUUGUCCGGAAAGGGGAAACUAGGGGGGAGAGCAGCUGAACACCUGCCAAUUGAUGCGUACGACUCAUCGGUACACAUUAAUAGUAAAUCUGGGGAACAAUCAAAAAUUUCAGUUGAGCCGAAUGGCACCACUCUAACGGCAGAGAGGCUAUCAAUUGUCCAUCCAAAAACGAGCCAAGUUUUAUUUUCAUCGGAUUCCGUCACAGAUGAUAUCCUGAGCAAAUCCCACGAGGUUGUCAGCUUCGUUUCUCUAACAACAUCGAGGCUCAGCAGUAAAGUAGACGAACCUCUCCGUGUGGAGUCCGACAGGGCUGUUUACCUGACGGGUAUGGAAGGCAUGACGCUGGAGGGGGCAAAUAUCACCAUGGAGGCCUCCGAUGCCAUAACAUUGUCUUCAGCUGAUGGGUCUGUCAGUGUCAGCGGACCGGAAGGAAUAUCAAUCAGCACCAACAUGAAGACAUACCCGUUCUCCGCCCAAACGACAGCCGCCUACAAAAUCUGUGUCUGUGCUGGAAGUGGACUUGUGUUUUUGUCCUCUCCAGGAACAGGGUGUGUCAUCAAAGGCGUGGAGAAUCCAUGCAUUGUGUGAUGGCCAUGGCGACAUUGUCUAUUAUAUAUAGGUACACUGCACUGACCAUCAUCCAUAUAUAGUAUUUCCAAGGAGUAUUUUCAUAUUGCACAAAGGACUGUCUUCUUGGAUCUGGAUAACGGUGAUAUAAAUUCGCUACAUGAGGAAACAUAACCUUCACGAAUGGUCUUGAAAGUUCAUGGUCUCCAGAGUUUUAAGUGAAAAUAUAGUUGUGGUAGUCUGUCUGUUUGACAUAGCAAGGCUAUGGCGUGAUUAGGAGAGAAGCACUUAUUAGCGCUCUGUAGAUGUGGGUUCCUGUGUCUGAAGAUUUCAAUAAUCCUAGAGGGAUUGGUAGACGUUCGUGUAUGCAAAUUAUAUUCGUUAUAAUAUUUAGUCAUUUCGCACAUCAAAUCGCGACAACAUCGAGAAUACGGCUAAUACUAUCACUUUUCUUUCACAGAGGAACAGUUUACAUGUUGAGGGCGUUUAAAACUCGCUCAAAUCUAUCAGGGAAUGAUUAUGCAAGAGUUUAGGGCAAAUAAAACCAAACCGAAGACUUGAAGCGCAUGAGUGUUGUAGUAUUUAUCGAUAGCAGCCUCUAUGUUACUUCUGUCUACUAAAGUGGUACCACCUGACCAUGUUA
Molecule: messenger RNA, 1597 nt
Organism: Liolophura sinensis
Lineage: Eukaryota; Metazoa; Mollusca; Polyplacophora; Chitonida; Chitonidae
Product: beta-sarcoglycan-like
Exons: 8
Coding region: 1-975 (324 amino acids)
Biological process (GO): muscle organ development
Cellular component (GO): sarcoglycan complex; sarcolemma
Source: RefSeq, a predicted model, not a curated record